This is a messenger RNA of Beta vulgaris subsp. vulgaris (sugar beet), 1043 nucleotides long. RefSeq lists its product as hypothetical. Lineage: Eukaryota; Viridiplantae; Streptophyta; Magnoliopsida; Caryophyllales; Amaranthaceae. The record is from RefSeq and is a predicted model, not a curated record. The transcript is spliced from 4 exons. Bases 215 to 868 code for a protein of 217 amino acids.
ACUUAAUAAUCAAAGGUUGGAUUAGCAAAAUAGAGAAAAGGAUUAUACUUUGGAAAAAGAGUGGGGAAUGUUUGGCUUUUCUAUGUUAAUAUUCCGCGAGAAAUGAAACGAGCGAAGAGAGAGAAGUAGCGUCAACGAUGCUAAACUAUUUUAUCGUUUUUGCCCCUUAAACACAACUUGAUCUCAAUUGUUUUGUGAAAUUGAUGUAUGUUCGAUGAAUUCUGGGUUUCCGCCGAUUGUUCUCUUAUUCACCAUCUUUCUUAGUUGUUUUUCAGGUAUUUUAUCAGCUGCAGAAGUCACUCUUCAGUCCAUACAAAUACACCAAACUCAUGAAUGGCUACGCCAAAGACCAACUAUAUAUUUCCACUGCAAAGGAGAGAAUAAGACUUUUCUGCCCGAUGUGAAGAAGGCCAACACUUUAUAUACUUUCAAAGGGGAAGAAUCUUGGCAGCCUUUAACAGAAUUUGUAAGUAAAAAGUGCAAGAGAUGUGGAUUAUAUGAGAAGGAUAUUCUUACCGAUGAUAGAUUUGAUGAAUGGGAGUUUUGCCCUUCCGACUUUACAGCUCCUGAUGGAACAUAUAAUCGUGCUAAAGAAGGAGAGUUUAAUGCAUCUUUUGCAUGUUCAACAUGUGUAGAUGUGGGUGCAGAUCAUGCUGCCCCUCAUUCAGAUACUAGAGGAAAUGGAAAAACUGUUGCUGUAGCGGUAGUAAUCAGUGUUUUUCUUACUACUGCUCUUAUAAUUGUGUUCAUCGGAGGCUAUAAGUAUUGGCAGAAAAGGAAGAGGCGGCAAGAGCAAGCACGUUUUCUGAAGCUCUUUGAGGAGCAAGAUGAUAUUGAGGAUGAAUUAGGUCUUAGGGAUAUUAUAUGACAGAUACUAUUAACCUGAGGUAGAGAAACCUGUAAAUGAACUUGCUUCUUAACUAGGUGUAUAGAACAAUACUAUUAUGGAUGUAUAAUCAACCACAGAAAUCCAUGUUUGCUUGAUGUGUUGGAUUUACUCUCCCAUUUCAUAUUACACAAAUUUCGGACUCUCUUUUUUUCUA